Molecule: messenger RNA, 1017 nt
Organism: Leishmania braziliensis MHOM/BR/75/M2904
Lineage: Eukaryota; Euglenozoa; Kinetoplastea; Trypanosomatida; Trypanosomatidae
Exons: 1
Coding region: 1-1017 (338 amino acids)
Source: RefSeq, a predicted model, not a curated record
AUGAAGGCUGCUCAGCGCAUUCAGCUUUCCCUGACCAAACCCCGUGUGGAGAAGCUGAUUGUGUGCUUGGGGUUCGGCGAAGGCCUCGACGCGCGUGAGAGCCGCGGCGCUGUCGCCACGCGCGUUUCAAAGCACCUGCUGCUGCAAUGUCAUCCUUCUCCGAGUGAUGUACACAACCCGGAUACUACCCGCGCACAUGCACGCGAUCGGCAAGGACGUGCCCGCGUCUUCUACGAGGCGCACACGAUGCAGGUACGACAUAGCCGACGUGGCCGCACCGAGACGCUCCGCAGCCCACAAACGUGGGACUCGAGUCGAGUGGUAGACUACAUGGGCAUGUGGUGCGACCGAUUGCUGCUCGGGGAUGCCCGUCAUCCUGCACGCUGCGCACUUCUCGAGCCGCAUGUGCCUGAGGUAAUGUGGGGUGAGGCGGUUGCUCGAGUGGCCCAGUCCCAUCGACACCUGGGCUCCAAGGAUGUUCUUCUCGUAUCUGCGUGUGAGACACUGCCGUUCGGUGUGGUGCGCUUGUGCACAGAUGCCGCAGAGACAUGGAACACAAGCCCUCCGGUAUCUAACCUUUCUAUGCCCGGUAUUGCCACCUUGACAGACGCGCUAAGGCUCUUUAUGCCUUCAGACAGUGGACCUUCUUGUCUACGCAUUGGUAUCGGAUCCGAGCACGGCACCGGCGCUCCCCUUAUGCAGCAUGAAGUUCUGCAUGAGCAGCGUUUUCUAGUGCCUCUGUGCAGUUUUGUGGCAGCUCUUUGGUGCGCGAAUCCCGUGAAGGCGUCCAAGUAUGUCUCCUCUGUCACUGCUAGGCCAGAGUCAUUGACAGACAGCACAGCUAACUUGCGUCUUUGGCGCAUGAUGCAGCACUCCAUGCUUUCCACCCGGGACUCUGCCGUCCUUAACGCGUACUACAACGACGACUAUCUGGAUGCGCGCCUCAGCCAAAACCAUACGCGCUACCUCGCCGAGACUCUCAUUCGACGCCUCGCUGACGAGGACCGCACCACUUGA